UCCAACUUAAAAACACGUAAAUUUGUUGAACAUUAUUAUUGUUUUAUUCUUUUUGAAAUAAACCUAAUAAAAAUAUAAGUAAUGUAUUACCCUCGGUCGUGUGAUACGUUUGUUGUUUUACCUCCGCUAACAAAGGAAAAUGUCGUAAUAUUUGGUAAAAAUUCCGACCGGCCGCAGAACGAAGUCCAAGAAGUGAUUUUGGUGAAAAACAGAGUCCGGGAGUCCAAACUUAAGUGUACUUACAUCACAAUAGAUGAAAGUCCCAAUCAGAUUAAUGAUGUAAUGUUAAGUAAGCCAGCAUGGAUGUGGGGUGCAGAAAUGGGUGCUAAUAAUAAAAAUGUUGUGAUUGGUAAUGAAGCUGUUUGGACUAACAACAAUGAAGGUGAUGGUGAUGCAAGACAGAAAAGGCUAUUAGGCAUGGAUUUAGUCAGGCUUGGUCUGGAGAGAGGGAACUCAGCUGAAGAAGCUUUAGACAUCAUAACAGAUCUUCUUGAGAAAUAUGGCCAGGGUGGUCCAUGUUCAGAAUUUGAUGAUAGCCACUUCUACCACAACUCUUUCCUCAUAGCAGAUCCAAAGGGAGCCUGGGUACUAGAGACAAGUGGAAAGCUAUGGGCUGCAGAGAAAAUUAAUCAAGGAUACAAAAACAUCUCCAAUGGUCUCACAAUCAAGACCAAAAUUGAUAAACAUUCAGAAAACUUGUUUGACAUAGCUGAAAAAAUGAAUUACUGGGAUGGAAAAGGAAAACUGGACUUCACUUCUGCAUUUUCCUCUGGCGGUGACGAGAUGCGACAAGCUGAGGGUGAAAGGUUGCUAGGUGCAUUAUCCUCAGAAAAAACCUUUGACAUCAAGGCUAUGAUGAACAUCUUAAGGCACAAGGAUAGUUGUAUAUGCCGAGGAGUUGACGACACUUUUCCAACGCAGGGCAGUCAGGUGUCAUCGUUAUCUGCUUCGGGAGUGAGCGUACACUGGUUUACGGCCACACCUGACCCGAGUGUUUCGUAUUUCAAGCCGUUUAUCUUUACACCAAAUGCGAUAGCAUCCACUUACACCGUCAGCCCUAAUGAGGCAAAAAGAGAACAUUACCUGUACUCUCUCCACUUGAAAUACGUAUCGCGAACAAAUAACGAGGAAAUUACGGAAAUCCUUAAAGGCGUGGAAGAUGAAUGCCUCCAAGAAAUAACAUCACUGAUACAAAAGCAUGUAUCAGGCGAGACGUCGGAAAUUGGCGAACUUUUUAAGAAGUGUGUCGAAACUGAGAUCAAAUUGUAUGGUUAGGCUGCUAACCAAUCAUUUUAAACUUAUUUUAUAUUCAUUAUUCAGGUAUUAUGAGUAAUAUUACAUCAAAUUGAAAUACAUCGUUUGUUAUGCUGAUACUCUUUACACUGGCCGGGCAGUUGUCGGUCUGUACCCGAACGAACUCGUCUAAAGUCGGAACUCACCCUGCAUCUUCUACCGCAUUUACUAUGAAGUGUUUAGAGGAGAUUUCAUCAUCUGACGUCCGUCUUUCUACAACUGAGCGUUGUUUAAGGCAAUUUUUGCCCACCGAUAUGUUGAGCCAGCUACCCACUGAAAUACUUCCGAACCAAUUCGACUUAUGGUCUUUCAAGAAAAGUGAAUACAAAUUCUUAAACGGUCGGCAACGCAUUUGGUGCGUGCUGGCAAUGUGAGUCCAUGGUUGGCGGUAUCACUUAAUAUGGGAUGAGCUGCCUGACUGUUUCCCCCUGUUACAUAUAAAAAUAUAUAGUCUUAUUAAGAACUGCAUCAAAAUCGUUUGAUUCCUUCGGUCGUAAGUAGACAUAGAAAUUGAUAUUAUCAAAAUUAAUCUUUAGUUAAUCGAGAACAAUUUCAUUUAGUACCUUUGUUAUUGUAUAUUACAUACUUAGAGUUUCAAUUCAUGUUUUUAUAAUGUUGUGUAUGAAUAAUCAGUCUUAUUUUAAACGUAUAGAACAUAAUAAUAUUAAUAUUAUUAUGGACAAGUCUAGUCAAGUUUAGACACGCGACGUGAACGUACCGUACCUCUUGUUCAGAGAUACUUUAAGAGCUUGUGAAACUUAAACGUUUUACGUUUGCUUUCUUAACGUCGAGAUAUUGGUCGUCGGUCAAAUGAUUGGUUUUCCGUUAUAGUGUACUAGUUUAAAAAUAUAUCAGAAAAUUAAGACUACAGAUACGAAUAAUGUUAUAACUAUAAGAUAUAUCUAGAUUUAGAAUAGUUGAAAGCCUUGGAAAAUUGGUGAAUGAUAUGAUUAAGAUGCACUUUUCAUUGCUUAACGUUGUGAUACAAAGGCCUUAUUUAUAAUUUUAAAAUGAAAUAUUGUCAUUAAUAUUGCUAUACAUGUGUUGCUUACGUUUAAUUGUAAAUGACAACGAUCUUUGUCCUAAUGUAGGUUUACAAUUUUAACACCAAACUGAUUAAAUCACCAAAAAAACUACUAUUCGUUUAAGUAAUAUGCACUCUCUCUUUAGCGCAAGAUUGAAACCUAAUCGGUCACUCGAGAUUAGACUGAACCCUCCCCGAGUCUUAUAUCAUCUAUAAGAAUAUGAAAAGAAGGCUUCUAUGGGAUUCUUAGUCAGGGGUUCAGGGAAUACAAUAUUCAAAAAUAAUUUAAUAGUUAAGAGAUUUUAUAUAUAACGAAUUUACUUUACUAUGCACAACAGGCACAGUACAGCUCGAUUCAUCACUCGCUUAACAAUAUUUUAUGAAGUUAUUGUAAGUUUAGUAGAAUUUUAUUAAAGGGCUUGUUGACAACGUCCAAAAUAGAUCUUUUCAUACUUAGUAUGGAGUAGAUAGUCUGCUGAUAGGCGCUGGUCGUGCUAAUCUUUAUAAUAUAAGAAAUAUACUGAUGUAAGGUACUUAGGACUAGUUAUUAAAUUACGUCGGGUGCAAUCUCAAAUCUUAGCACUAGUAUAUGAUCGAAUGUAGAUCAAUAUAACAAUAUUGUUUGUUUUGUAUUGUAGUUUUUUAUUUUGAUGGCUUCUACUAUAAAAUCAACCAGAAAUUCUGCGGCACCUUCUCUGCGCCGUUUAUUAUUCUUAUUCUUAACAUAAUAAAAUAAUUAAACUAUGAAAAUAAUGUUUAUUAUUAAUUAUAGUAUUGUUUGCAAAAAAAAAAAAACAACUGACAUUAUCUAGA
Molecule: messenger RNA, 3130 nt
Organism: Pieris brassicae (large cabbage white)
Lineage: Eukaryota; Metazoa; Arthropoda; Insecta; Lepidoptera; Pieridae
Product: secernin-2
Exons: 6
Coding region: 82-1275 (397 amino acids)
Biological process (GO): proteolysis
Molecular function (GO): cysteine-type exopeptidase activity; dipeptidase activity
Source: RefSeq, a predicted model, not a curated record